Messenger RNA from Trichoderma virens Gv29-8, 1668 nucleotides. RefSeq lists its product as uncharacterized. The record is from RefSeq and is a predicted model, not a curated record. Bases 1 to 1668 code for a protein of 555 amino acids. The transcript is spliced from 4 exons. Gene Ontology annotation, molecular function: transmembrane transporter activity. Gene Ontology annotation, biological process: transmembrane transport. NCBI's taxonomy places the organism in Eukaryota, Fungi, Ascomycota, Sordariomycetes, Hypocreales, Hypocreaceae.
AUGCCCAGUGGAAAAGCAGAGGCGUCUCUUGCACAAGAACUUUUCGUUAUUCGCGGCGAGCAUGCAGCAACUAAUCACUCACCAAAUGUUGAAUGGAAAAUCUCGAAUCGCACACUGUUGGUCUUCAUUACCAUCUUACUUUUGACUCUCAUGGUUGCUUUGGACAGUACCUCGAUUGGUGUGGCAUUGCCAACGAUUUCGAGGGCGCUUCAUAGUUCAGGCAUCGAGACGUUUUGGGCUGGUACUGGAUUUUUGCUGUGUGCAACAGUCUUCCAGCCAAAUUUUGUUUCUUUUUCCACCAUCUUUGGCCGUCGAUCUCUCUUCAUCAUCGGCAUAGUCUUCUUUUUCGUUGGGGCUGUGGUGGCAGGUGUAUCGAAGAAUGUUACUCAGCUACUAGUUGGCCGAUGCAUACAAGGUGUCGGAGGCGGAGGCAUUUCGGCCAUUACCGAAGUUCUCAUCGCUGACUUGGUACCGAUGAGGUAUCGAGGUCAGUAUUACGGCCUCAUGAAUGCUAUGUGGAGCGUGGGAUCUGUCUGUGGCCCUAUCAUUGGAGGCGCUUUUGCAGGCAGUGCGUCAUGGCGGUGGAUAUUCUACAUCAAUUUCCCCUUCGUCGGCGUCGGACUUAUUUGCGUUGUAGUGUUCAUGAACCUCCACUUCGUCCCGACGUCACUUUCUGACAAGCUUCGUCAAAUUGACUACAUCGGCUCCCUCAUCUUCAUCGUCAGCACGACAGCAUUCCUCAUUCCCUUGACGUGGGGUGGCGUGGCAUACAGUUGGCACUCAUGGAGAACACUAGUCCCUCUCAUUAUGGGUAUCACGGGGUGUGGCGUAUUUGUUGUUUAUGAAUCGUACUUUGCCCGAGCCCCCAUCAUUCCGAUCGAUCUCUUCAAGAACCUCACUGCUAGCGUCUCGUUUGUCAGCGCUGGGCUCUCGGGCCUGCUUGUUUGGUGCAUUGUCUACUAUAUGCCAUUGUAUUUCCAGGCUGUGAAAGAAUACAGUCCCGUCUUGACCGGGGUGUGCAUCUUCCCCCAAACGUUCACUGUCGCACCCGCAGGUGCGAUAGCUGGCAUGGCCAUAACAAAGACUGGCAAAUAUCGAUGGGCAAUUUGGUCGGGGUGGGCUCUUGCGACUCUGGGGUUGGGCCUGCUUUGUAUUCUGGAGGUCGGAACCAGCGUCCCAGGUUGGAUCUUUCUGAACCUGGUCUCUGGCAUCGGCCUUGGAUUCCUCUUCCCUUCUGUGGCUUCAGCAAUACAGGCGGCUACUGAUCCAGAGCAUGUCCCCAUGGCCUUGGCUAUGUUUAGCUUCUUCAGAUCUCUUGGCCAGGCUGUUGGGGUAGCCAUUGGGGGGGUGAUAUUCCAAAAUCGGAUGGUCACAAACCUCCUCAACUAUCCAAAUCUUGCGCCAAACGCCACGGCUUAUGGUGCCGACGCCGCCGGCUUGGUCGAUAUCAUCAAGUCCAUGUCCGAUGGCCAGGACAAGCGUGACCUUCAACAAGCCUUUGUUGAUAGCCUGCGCAUAGUUUGGGCAGUGUGCUGCGCACUUGCUGGUAUUGGGCUUCUCUUGAGUCUGCUCAACCAAAAGUAUAGCAUUGAUCGACAACUCGAUAGUGAUCAGGGAAUCAUUGAAAAGCAUCAGUUUCGUCCUCAUACGGAGAGCACGGAAGCUUGA